Haplochromis burtoni (Burton's mouthbrooder) is the source of this 3323-nucleotide messenger RNA. RefSeq names its product RAD21 cohesin complex component b (gene rad21b). The record is from RefSeq and is a predicted model, not a curated record. The coding region runs from base 315 to 2261 and encodes 648 amino acids. Gene Ontology annotation, biological process: synaptonemal complex assembly; replication-born double-strand break repair via sister chromatid exchange; mitotic sister chromatid cohesion. Gene Ontology annotation, molecular function: protein binding; chromatin binding. The transcript is spliced from 14 exons. Lineage: Eukaryota; Metazoa; Chordata; Actinopteri; Cichliformes; Cichlidae. Gene Ontology annotation, cellular component: synaptonemal complex; cohesin complex.
UUAAAUAAAUAAAUAAAAGAGAGAAAACGGGGCUAGCGUCGCGGUGCUUUUGAAAGACAGCUGCUAAUACUAGCUUAUCUGCAGCAUCACCUGUUGGGAUGCAGGGAGCGUCAACGAUGUAACGGACAUCUCAUUUUAAACGGUCAAAUAAAACCUGCCCGGUCUUCUUCUGUCUGCGGUUACAGGGUCGCUGUGUUUCCCGGUAAUAACAGUAUAACAUCUGCAUUUGGGCCAGCACUUUGAUUGGAGUCAUCCUGCAGGCCUGACGCAUCCCCCACUUCCCCUUUCCCUUGUGGUGAGAAGGCAUCGAGACGAUGUUUUACGCACACUUUGUCCUCAGCAAACGUGGGCCGCUGGCUAAAAUCUGGCUGGCGGCCCACUGGGACAAGAAGCUGACCAAGGCACAUGUUUUUGAGUGCAAUUUGGAGAGCAGCGUGGAGAGCAUCAUCUCACCCAAGGUAAAAAUGGCUUUACGGACUUCAGGGCAUCUGCUGCUGGGGGUGGUGCGAAUCUACCAUAGGAAGGCCAAAUACCUGCUGGCAGACUGUAAUGAGGCCUUCAUCAAGAUCAAGAUGGCAUUUAGACCAGGUGUGGUGGAUCUUCCAGAGGAGAACAGAGAAGCAGCGUACAACGCUAUCACUCUGCCCGAGGAGUUUCAUGAUUUUGACCAGCCACUGCCAGACUUAGAUGACAUUGAUGUAGCUCAGCAGUUCAACUUGAACCAGAGCAGAGUGGAGGAGAUCACCAUGAGAGAGGAGGUGGGCAACCUCAACCUGCUGCAGGACAAUGAUUUCGCCGACUUUGGGAUGGAUGACCGGGAAAUGAUGCGAGAGGAGAGCGCGUUUGAGGUAGACAUUAUGGGAGCAUCAGCUUCGAACUUGCUACUGGAGGCUGAGGGUGGUGCUAACCAGAUGGCCGAUAAGUCCAACCAUUUGGAAUAUGAUGACCAGUACAAGGAUGACUUUGGAGACAACCCCAUGGAGAGCAAUGAGGGAGGAAUGCUGGUGGACAAGCUGCUGAGUAACGAGGAUGGAGGCGGCAUCUUUGACGACCCUCCUGCCAUCACAGAGAGUGUGAUGAUGCCUCAGGACCAUGGAGACGAUGACGAUGACUUUGAUGCUCUCUCAGCGGGAGCCCCAGAUAGUCCGGACUCAGGCCCAACAGAGCCCCUACCAGCUAUGACUGACCAGGCAGAGCAAACUGCUCUGGUCCACAACGAGGAAGAAACCUUCGCCCUGGAGCCCAUCGACAUCACAGUGAAGGAGACCAAGGCAAAGCGUAAGAGGAAGCUGAUUGUAGACAGCGUGAAGGAGUUGGAUAGUAAAACUAUUCGUGCACAGCUUUCUGAUUACUCCGACAUUGUCACAACCCUGGAUCUGGCUCCGCCCACAAAGAAACUGAUGAUGUGGAAGGAGACGGGAGGAGUUGAGAAGCUUUUCUCCCUUCCAGCUCAACCUCUAUGGAACGCCAGACUGCUCAAGAUGUUUACAAGAUGCCUGACACCAUUAGUCCCAGAUGAACUGAGGAAGAGGAGGAAAGGUGGAGAAGCCGACAGUCUGGAUGAGUUUCUCAAAGAUCUGGAGAACCCAGAAGUGCCAAGAGAGGAAACAACAGGCCACCAACAGAGAGACAUCAUGGACCAGACCAUCAUGGAAGAGGCCAGCGUGCUGCAGACUUCAGCUGUAGAGGGGAGCAGGACAACCCUGGAUGAGUCGGUCAUGCCACCUCCAUCCUCCCAACGAGGCCUGAAACGCAAGGCCCAGGACACAGAGCCAGCCCUCCCUAUGGGGGCCUUGGACCAACAGCAGCAGCAGCAACAGCAACAGCAGGGGUCCAGACCAUCUAAUGCACCCCAACAGCUCGAGGCAUCCACUGUGGAGGUACCCCCGGAGGAAACAAUCACCACCAACAUCAGCCAGCUGAUAGAACUGGACCUGCUCACCGACAAGGACAAGAAGAAGAAUGAUGAUGACUCUGAUGAAGAGGAGGAGGAGGCGCAGGGAGGAGACCAGGACCAGGAGGAGAGGAGGUGGAAUAAAAGAACCCAGCAAAUGCUUCAUGGUCUCCAGAGGGUGAUGGCUAAAACCGGUGCCCAGUCGGUCAGCCUGCUGGAUCUGUGCAGGAACAACAACAGGAAGCAGGCAGCUGCCAAGUUCUACAGCUUUCUGGUCUUGAAGAAGCAGCAGGCAGUGGAGCUUGUCCAGGAGGAGCCUUACAGUGAUAUCAUCGCUACGCCGGGUCCUCGCUUCCACAUCGUCUAAAAAAACCCAUUCCUUUUAAUCUUUUAAAGAAAAAAAACUGCUCGGAGGUCAGUACUUUUAGUCAGCAGCACUAUCUGUUAGUUUAACACAAGUCUUAUUUAAGUAUGCUGAGAUUGUUUUGUUUGUGAAAUGGUUUCAUUUUUGCAUCAUUUAGAUGUGAAGCAGUGGUGGUUCAGUGGAAGUGGGUCUGACUAACGUAGUUGGAACUCAAACAAUGAACAUAUUUAUUAUUUACUCACUUUAUAUCCCAAUCACUGUAAAGGAUCACCUGCAUCUCAUUGUUUGCUGCCGUCUCACCAAAGUGAAGGAGUCCAGUGUAAUGAUUUGUUUACAGUCAGUCAAACAUGUUACUUCCAUUUUUCUCACUACUGCAGGUGAAGGUUUACUUCUGAAGUCUCUCACCAUCAUAUUAGGAAGAAGGAGCAUGCACUGUUUCCAAGAGUACAUUUAAACAGUUAUUAUAGUAGUUCUCUACAGACUCAACCAGCAGCUAAUCAUUAUACAGCUGUAGAGUAGCACUUUAAGUAUUACAGACUCUAAGUUGUUGUUGCUGUUGCUGUCAGUAAAAAAAAAAAAAAUAGACAUGACCCAAAUCCACACAACAUACUAAUUUCUAAGCAGGAUUCGAGGAUUGUGCAAACUUAAAAAUAGUGAUGGCUAUCAGCCUCCUGACACAAAUCCUUUGGGAGGAUUUGUGUCAGGAGGGUCAUGACGGAAACAUUAAAAGUGAGCAUAAUUUAUGCACCGUUAAUUUAUGGCUGCUCUCUUACUCAAGGUGUGUUCUUACCGGCAUUGGGAAAGACAGUAAAAGUGACAAAACAGUGAUUAAACUUCAUUGUUUAUUGUCAAAGGUCUAUUUAAACAAUUUAAAUUGUGUUAAUUUUCAGUAAAUUUCACCAAAAUUCUAACUUUUUUUUAGUAAAGAAAUCUGUGGCAUCAAUUUGAAAAUCUUAUAUCGCCUUUUUCUCAUGUUCACGCUGUCUGAGGCCCGCCUGCCUGACCAGGGGAUAACAAAACCCCAUCAACCUUCGGGUUAAGGGGUAAAAUCACCUUUUUUUUUUU